AUGAGCGCACCCUCCGAGACCAUUCCAUCCACCCCUUCUAGCAGCAGCGCCGUGCCUCCUGUCACACCCAAUAAACCGCCUCACGUCCUCAUUGGUGGUGCUGGUCUGGCUGGCCUUUUCCUUGGCAUCCUUCUGGAGAGGGCUGGGAUCUCUUAUGAGAUCUUCGAGCGUUCUGCUGAACCCAGGCCACUUGGUGCGAUUAUGUGCCUGUCACCAAACAUCCUCCCGGCAUUCGAGCAACUCGGCUUGUUGGACGAGCUUCUGUCGUUCUCCAAGCCUUCGUUCGGCGGAGUUAUGUUGACGGACAAAUUGGAACUUAUCGGCAAAACGGUCGCCUCUAACACCGACAUCAUUGGGUACGACCGCGUCCUGUUCGCCCGCCCCGAGUUGCAAGACAUGCUGUUCAAGAAGAUUCCCUCGGAGAAGAUCCAUUUGUCAAAGAAGAUCGUUACACUUGACCAAGAUCAAGAUGGCGUUACUGUGACCUUUGACGACAACACCACUGUCCGCGGUGACAUUCUUGUCGGAGCCGACGGCGCUCACAGCGCUGUUCGUAAACACCUCUACGCUAUCUUGGAUAAGGAGCGACUCCUUCCCAAGGCCGAUACCAAGGAUAUGAGCAAGGGUUAUAUUUCCCUUGUAGGAACCACCAGUUCCCUCGACCCCGUCAAGUACCCUGGUGUAUUGGACGAAGAAUCUGAGGGUUACUGUAUGGUCGGAAAUAAAGAUACACCCUAUACUCUUGGACUUUCGUCUACCGCAGAUGAACACGCAUCGUCGUCGGAUUGGACUAAUCAAGACAACAAGAAGAUGAUGGAUGAGAUCCGUCACUUCAAGACCCCUUAUGGCACCAUGGGAGACCUGUUUGAUUCGACCGACAUUGAGAAAGUCUCCAAGGUCUAUUUCGAAGAUAAACUCUUCGAGACCUGGUCGCAUGGACGAACCGUUCUUAUCGGCGAUGGUGCAGUGAACGCUAUGCAAGAUGCGGUUCUCCUCGCCAACCAUCUCUAUGACAUCACCCCCACCAACUUGAAGAAUAUCAAGACCGCACUGAGCGACUACAAGAAUGAACGGUUCGAGGCUAUCAAGGAGCAGUAUCCUCAGUCGUAUAUGAGUGCCAAACUCAUCUAUGGUCAUACACUCUGGGAGCGAGUUCUCAGAUACGUCGUGUUCAACUGGCUCCCUGAAUCGCUCCAGCGCAAGCAGUUGCUUAAGGAUACUGCCUACCGCCCCCAAGCGAACUUCCUGCCAGAGGCAGCCAAGCGCGGGUCAUUGGAUAUUAUUCGUCAGACUCCUUCGAAGCGCAUCAAGGAAGAGGAGAAGGGGGCUAAGAAGCAGGCUGCCGCUGCUCUUUGA
Messenger RNA from Linnemannia hyalina, 1356 nucleotides. The record is from the annotation of a GenBank genome assembly. NCBI's taxonomy places the organism in Eukaryota, Fungi, Mortierellomycota, Mortierellomycetes, Mortierellales, Mortierellaceae.